Zingiber officinale is the source of this 2210-nucleotide messenger RNA. RefSeq names its product RNA-binding NOB1-like protein. Gene Ontology annotation, cellular component: preribosome, small subunit precursor. Gene Ontology annotation, biological process: maturation of SSU-rRNA; ribosomal small subunit biogenesis. The record is from RefSeq and is a predicted model, not a curated record. The transcript is spliced from 5 exons. Gene Ontology annotation, molecular function: RNA endonuclease activity. Bases 73 to 1947 code for a protein of 624 amino acids. NCBI's taxonomy places the organism in Eukaryota, Viridiplantae, Streptophyta, Magnoliopsida, Zingiberales, Zingiberaceae.
AAAUCUAGAAGGAUUUCAUAAACCCUAACAAUUCUACAAUCGCCGCAUCUACUGCGCCGGAUCAUCGGUUCCAUGGACGCCGAUGCGCUCUCAUCUUCCUCUCCGGCGGUUGCCUCGGUUCCUCCGGUGCAGACCGCGUGCUGGAGCUCUGUGUUGCAGAAGAAGCCGACGGUGCAUCCCCAAGAGGCGAUCUCCACGCGAGUGUUCGGAAGCCUCACGUCGAGCAAAGGCAUCUCGGUGGCGGUGCUCGAUGCCAACGCUCUGAUCCAUGGCGACAAGCUUGCCAAUUCUGCUGACAAGUUCGUGUCUGUGCCCGAGGUCCUGGACGAGGUACGCGAUCAUGUCUCGCGUCAGCGCCUCUCCUUCCUGCCCUUCCCCGUCGAGACCAUGGAACCCUCUCCUGAAUUUAUCAAGAAAGUUGUCAAUUUUGCACGAGAAACUGGGGAUCUGCAGACUCUUUCAGAUGUAGACCUUAAGGUCGUUGCUCUAGCUUAUAUGUUAGAAUCCCAGAUCCAUGGAAUUGAUCAUCUAAGGGAGAGACCGCCUCCUCUUCAUGUGGUGAAUGUGAAGAACCUACCGGCGGCUCAACUGCCGGGGUGGGGUUCCAAUGUUCCUAAUUUAGCAGAAUGGGAAGCCCUGGAAGAAGCAACUGAAGGAGGUCGGGAUCAUAAUUCUAAAAUACUUGGACCGAGAGAUAUGAACAAUCAAGUUGAACCUAACAGUUCUUCUGCUUCCAUACCUGAUGAGCAUGUUGAAGGGAGUAAGACGUUUGAUAAGCCUAAAAGGUCUUUUGCACCCAAGAAGGAGAUUGUGUUGGAGGGGAAAAAGAUGGUUGCUUCUGGCAUCGAUGCCUCUCAAGGUGAAGACACUGAAAUUGCAGGUGAUUGGCACCCUGCAGUUAGCCGGAGCACUCAUAGAAGAUUUUUAAGAAGGAAAGCAAGGCGUGAGUUGUCCAAAGAAACAGAGGAAAAUGGCCACUCGUCAAGCCACGAAGAAGUGGAAGGGACAAAGUCUGAAGGCAAUGUUGAAUUAUCUGAUGGAGGUGAGGUAGAGUAUCCUGUAUUUAAUGAACUUGAAACCAAUGGUGGACAUUUUCAAAAUGAACAACAAAUUGAGUGGAAUCAGAAAGAGGCGGCAUUGGAUUUUGAUUCUUCACAACCUUCACGUGAAGGUGUAGAAGAUGACAGACUUAGGACUUACAUAGGAUCUACUCCUUUAGAAAUUGAGGAAGAUAACUCAGAGUAUGCGGUUGAUUCUGUUUAUGACAAUGAUGCUGGGAUUGAUGACUUCAGUGAAGAGUUAGCUAACUUAGAAUUGGAUAGUCUGGCUGAUGAAAGUACUGAGACAACUUAUAUAGAUGACCAGAGCAGUGAACAGAGUUGGAUGCUCAAGUCCUUAUCAGAGUCAAGUGUAGCUUGUGUUACUAGUGACUACGCAAUGCAAAAUGUUCUUCUGCAAAUUGGUCUUCGACUAUUAGCACCAGGAGGGAUGCAGAUUCGCCAAUUACAUAGGUGGGUUCUAAAAUGUCAUGCUUGCAAUAAAGUGACACAAGAAAUUGGGAGAAUAUUUUGUCCAAAAUGUGGCAAUGGUGGAACUUUAAGGAAGGUAUCCGUGACAGUUGGUGAAAAUGGAAUCAUCAUGGCUGCACGCCGGCCUCGAAUAGUCCUUCGUGGAACAAAAUUCUCGCUUCCAUUGCCUCAAGGUGGACGAGAAGCUAUCACAAAGAACCUCAUCUUACGAGAAGACCAACUCCCUCACAAGUUACUCUAUCCAAAAUCAAAGAAGAAGACAAACAAAGAGGGCAAGGAAUUUCUGGGUGCAGAUGAUAUCUUUUCCCACUCCGACGAGAAGAGAGCCCCGCUUAAGCCUCCUGUGAGGAAAGCACUUGCUAUGUUCGGUGGAAAAAGAAAUCCUAACGAUAACCAUUUUUCUCGCCGGAAGCACUAAGAAUCAUAAGCCGCCAAGCGAGACAAACGGUGAAGUUCGACACAAAUUGUCACUUUGGUUUAUGUAGAGCAAUCGAUUGAUAUAUUCGGAUGGAUGAUGUUUUUGAGUUAAAGCUUGAAGCUGAGAGACAGCCGGGAGAUCCUCCUUUGAAGCACAUUACCUGUAGUUUUAUGGUAUUCUCAUUUUCAGUCGGUUGAUGUUGCUACCGGAGUAAUUCAAUUUUGUCGUAUUCUCAAUUUUAUUUUAUUUUAUUUUAUUUUUUA